Molecule: messenger RNA, 3663 nt
Organism: Melitaea cinxia (Glanville fritillary)
Lineage: Eukaryota; Metazoa; Arthropoda; Insecta; Lepidoptera; Nymphalidae
Exons: 14
Coding region: 1-3564 (1187 amino acids)
Source: RefSeq, a predicted model, not a curated record
AUGCAAGAUAUACCAGAAUGUCUAAGUCGACGAUAUAAGGCGUUGGAUAAACUUAUUGAUGAUUUAAAUACUUUUGAACCAAACCCUAAUGUUGACUGUUCAUCUAAUGACCCAAGCAUCAGACUAUUAUGCGAUUUUUGGAAUAUACUUAAGGAAGACCCUGAUGUCAAUUUGUCACAAGCCGUUCAGCAACGUAUGUGUGUGAAUACGAGAAGUGGUUUGUUUGGAUCGCAACAAAUCAGCUGUUAUAUGGCAGGAUGUUGUAAGAAAAAUGAAGAUAAAAAACAAGAACCUUCAAGUAAACCUAAAACUAUGUGUAGUAGUAAACCAAGCAGCGAUAGUACACAAAAGCACAAGUGCCAGGCGGCAAAAUCUAAAUCUACACCACCACCGCCUGUUGACGAGCUACCAUUAAAUAAAGUUUUAUGUAAUUUGAAAGAGGCUGCUUCAUUUGAAAAGAAAUGUCAAACCAAAGUCAAUGAUUUAUUAGAAACACAAACGCAAUUGCAAGAGCAAAUUCAAGUUUUGGAACAAAGAGAGAAAGACGGUAUACAGUUGCUGAAACAGGCUGAUUGUAUGUGGUCUUGUAUGGAGGAAACUUAUAAAAAGAAGAUAGCUGAGUCUUUGGAAAGACAAAAAGAUUUAUUGAAGCAGCUUAAAGAAGUUGAAGCAAGUAAUACAAAAUGGCGUAAAAAUAAGAAGGAUUUAGAAUUUCAAAUGAACAAUAUCAAUAAAUGUCACCAAGAAAUGAUAGAGAAGAAAAAUCAAAAAAGUAGUGAUCUUAAUUGUAUUGACGUGGAAAUAGAAGAUUUAAAAAAACGCAUAGACAGUAAUAAAAAAGAUAUUGAGGCAAUAAAGAAGUCUUUUGGAACAAAGAAACAAAUUUCCGAAAAUAAAAUUAACAAUAUUGCCAAAGAGGUCACGAGAUUAGAGAAUGUUUUGAAAGAAGAGCAAAAGCGUAAAAAGUUAAAAGAGCAAGAAGGUGACAAGUACAUAAAAGAUGCAAGAGAGGACCUGCAAAAGCUGUGUAAAGUAUUGUUACAGAAAAAACUAGAGAAAGAAGACUUGCUAGCGGAGGGAGAUGCGUUAACACUAGAAGUUGAAUUAUUAAAAGAAAAUUAUGAUCAAUGUAAAGAUAAAUGUAAAAGCAAGCAAGAAGCAGUCGAAGAAGAAAUUAAGAGUAUUGAUAAAGAAAUUGCUGAAUUCAAAGUUAAAUGUAUACAAUGUCAUGAAUGUACUGAUACAAUGGAUAUCAGAAAGUUUUGUAUUGACUGUCCACGAUGUGUUGAUGAAAGAGAUUGUUUGUAUGAAGACGAUCAUUGUAGUCCAGAUAAAGCAUUGGAUUGUGUAUGUACAACAGUAAAACAGAAAUUCCUGGAUAACGUCUUUGAUAAUAUGUAUACUGUCUUAGAAAGGCAAAUAAAAUCGGGUCCAGGAAAAGCGGUAGCCGAUGCAGUUUUAAAUUGCUUAAAAAGAAGUAGAAAUGGAAAAUUAAAUUCAGAGACGAGAAAAAUUCUACAGGAUUUUAUUUUGACAACUGUAAAGAAAAACUUAAAUUUGACUAUUGUCGGUGGCGCUGUUAAAACAAGAUGUGAGAUGGACGCUGAAACUUACAAACAACUCAUGCUUUGUCUCAAACAAGUUAAGGUUACGAAACCAGUCAAAGUCGAUAAGGGAACGGAAUCUAAAAAGGAACCAUGUCGAAGAUGGGGUGGUACCAGUGAAUGUAAUUGUCCAAAGGGACCUAAAGAGUGUAUUUGUACCAAGAAAGCACCGCAACGUUCAAAUGAACCUACGACUUGCCCACCAGCAGAAAACAAAGAAGAUAAGGGGGAAGUUGUAUCGUGUCCUUAUAAGGAAACAACCGCUUGUGGAGUAGAUUGUGCAAUGCAUGAAUUACCUAACACAGUUGGAAGCGAAGUGGCAUCUUGGAAACCUAAUCCUUGUCAGGGUCCAACUUGCCAGUUUAAGAAUAUGCGUGCAGCUCAAUGCAUUCUUGGACCUGAAUCAUUGUCUACGUACUCAAAUACAAAAAUAUCAGUAUGUGAGGUUCCACGUAAAUGUGAGCAUUCCUCGACAGAUCCUUAUGUUUGUUAUAAAGAUCUAGGAAGUCGUCCUCGAGAACGUAUUAUUGAGGAAGUUUUGGGUAAAUACACAGAAAUAACGCCGAUAGAGAAAGUGAGCUAUACCAUGAUUAGCAGUGACUCCAUUGAUGCUAAAAAUAUGCCUUCGAAAAAUUCACCUUCUGGAAAUAUAAUUCUUGAAGCAUUUAAGCCAAUUCAUGGUAAAGCAAUUAAUAACCUAAAUAAGGAAUUAUAUGAUAAAAUGCACGAUGUAAAGAGAGACGACGAAUGUAAUUUAGUCCCUUUUAAGGGUCAUAAUUGUCUUGACAGAAAGGAUGUGCAUAAUUUGAAUUCAAAUAAACCCAAGGAACAAAAACACGAAAGUGAAAAAAGCCAUAGAAUACAUAAAGUUGAAGUCAAAGGCAUUAAUUUUAAAAACCCAGGAGUAUAUGCACUAAAAGAAACUAGAUCAGGGAACUAUCAAAUAAUUUUGGAUAAGGAAUACGAAAAAUUUAAUAAGCAAGUAAUCAAAGACUAUGAAGGUGAUUGCCAUUUAGAAUAUGUUCAGCUAAUGAACUCUGAGUCGGGACACUUUAUAUUGAAUUUUGAAGAAAAUCAUAACAAAGAUGCGAAGAAAGCACUAUUAGUUAAAACAGAAUCUGGAAAUUUGAAUGUAUUAAUCAACAAAUUAAAUACCAAUCAUUUAUCGAAUAUAUCAAAUUCAAAAGUAUCUAUAGUAACAGCCAAUGCUCUUAGUGAACUUCUGAGUACAUCAGUAUCACUAAACAAAGAAUUUCACAUGGAUAGUACAAGAAAUUCUCGCUUACUAGAUAUAAAGUCUAAUAGUGACUCAAAUUUGUACAAAAAAGACAAAAUCAGUUUCUCAGUUGAUAAUAAUAAAGAGGCUUAUAAUGAAGACAUUGGGCAUGUUAAAAUGUUUGAAAGUAAAGCAAUUGCUACAUCUUGUAAUGCUCGGUGUCACGAUAAUUCUUGCAAUAGAAGUAAAUGUGUUUGUAAAAACUUGUGCUAUAAAUCAAAACAGUGGUUUUGGGAAAACUCUAUCCGUGAUACGAAUAAAAAAAUAUGUGGUAUAAAUAAUGUACAACAUGAUAAAAAUUUCUUUCAGAGUUAUAAUACAAAUGAGUUUAUAUUGUAUAAAAGAGAUGAUGAAGUAGAAAUUUUAAAAAAUCCCCCUCAUGAAGUAAAAAUACCAUGCGGUGGUUGUUUGGCUGUCGACAAAGUGCCUCAAGAACACAAAAUUUGCGACCUAAAUGGUUCCUGUCCCUAUGGGAUUGAUAAUUAUGAGUCAAUUCAAAGUGAUUUAUUAAAAACUAAUUCCUACAGCAAAAAAUAUAAUAUAGACGAAUACGAUUUGGAAAAAUUAAAUGAAAGUAAACUAAAAAAUAAAAAGGGAGAUAAUCAAAAUUAUUUACGUUGGGACUCCAUGGAACAUUUUCCUCCACAGCUACCAUCAUUUCUAAGGGAUUUUACCUUUAUUUAAAAAAAUACACUUUAUUUUUAUUAUGGGUUAUGAUUGUUCUUAAAAGCCUUGGUAAAUAAAAUGUCUAAACCUGAUUUAAUAAAUGUCAAAUCCAAAGUG